AAACCUGCCAGAAUCCAUGAUCCCGACCGAUGCGGCCGAAGGGGAAAACCCCCCCAGAUGCCCCAAAGGGGAAUAGCGCCGAACGUGGCCAGCCCUGACGACGUCAUGGACUUCCGGCCAGAUUCGGUCGAUGAUGCAUCAGUGCUUUCACUGUCAGACCAUACCUUACCACUCACUCCCUUAUAAAGAUGGAGGAGGGGAACACAACUGUCACGCACAAGGAGUAUUUCCCCUCCAUCACCUAAUUCCCCCAUUCUGCAAUCAAUCACUCACUCCAUUUCACAAUGCCCUCCGACGAGCUGAGCAUAUCGGCCUACGGUGCCGCCCGCUCCACCAUCAAGGGCGAACCCCUCGAUGCUGAGGAGAUCCGCAAGACCGAUGCCUAUUUCCGCGCCAGCCUGUACCUGUGCCUGGGCAUGCUCUAUCUCCGGGACAAUGUCCUGCUGCAGGAACCCCUGAAGAAAGAACACCUGAAGGCCCGUCUUCUCGGCCACUGGGGCUCCGAUGCCGGCCAAUCCUUCACCUGGAUUCACAUGAACCGCCUGAUCAAGAAAUACGAGCUGGAUGUGCUGUUCAUCUCGGGCCCGGGCCACGGCGCCCCCGGGAUCCUCUCGCAGUCGUACCUGGAGGGUGUCUACUCCGAGGUCUACCCGGACAAGUCCGAGGACGUGGUGGGGAUGCAGAAGUUCUUCAAGCAAUUCUCCUUCCCCGGGGGCAUCGGCAGCCACGCCACGCCGGAGACGCCGGGCAGUCUGCACGAGGGCGGGGAGCUGGGGUACUCGAUCUCGCACGCCUUCGGCACCGUCUUCGACCACCCCAACCUGAUCACGCUGACCAUGGUGGGCGACGGCGAGGCCGAGACGGGCCCGCUGGCGACCAGCUGGCACAGCACCAAGUUCCUGAACCCGAUCACCGACGGCGCGGUGCUGCCGGUACUGCACCUGAACGGCUACAAGAUCAACAACCCGACGCUGCUGGCGCGCAUCAGCCACGAGGAGCUGUCCGCCCUCUUCUACGGCUACGGCUGGACCCCCUACUUCGUCGAGGGCAGCGACCGCGAGAGCAUGCACCAGGCCAUGGCCGCCACGCUGGAGCACUGCGUGCUGGAGAUCCGCAAGUUCCAGCAGCAGGCGCGCGAGUCCGGGAAGCCCUUCCGGCCGCGGUGGCCGCUGAUCGUCCUGCGCACCCCCAAGGGCUGGACCGCGCCCCGCGAGGUCGACGGCAAGCUCCUCGAGGGCUUCUGGCGCGCCCACCAGAUCCCCAUCACCGACGUGCUGACCAACCCCGCCCACCUGCAGGUACUGGAGGACUGGAUGAAGAGCUACGGCCCGGACCAGGUUUUUGGCAAGGACGGCAAGCUCAUCCCCGAGCUGAAGGCGCUGGCCCCGACGGGCAACGCCCGCAUGAGCGCCAACCCCGUCGGCAACGGCGGCCUGCUGCGGCGCCCGCUCGACCUGCCGGACUUCCGCCAGUACGCGCUGGAUGAGAUCGAGCCGGGCGUCUCGGUGCGCGGCAGCAUGGUCAACAUGUCCAAGUUCCUGCGCGACGUCGUCGGCCGCAACCUGACCAACUUCCGCGUGUUCGGGCCGGACGAGACCGAGUCCAACAAGCUGUCCGAGAUCUACAAGGCGGGCAAGAAGGUGUGGCUGGCGGAUUACUUCGAGGAGGACAACGACGGUGGCAACCUGGCGAUGCAGGGCCGGGUGAUGGAGAUGCUCAGCGAGCAUACCUGCGAGGGGUGGCUGGAGGGGUACGUGCUGUCCGGGCGCCACGGGCUGCUGAACAGCUACGAGCCGUUCAUCCACAUCAUCGACUCGAUGGUCAACCAGCACUGCAAGUGGAUCGAGAAGUGCCUGGAGGUGGAAUGGCGGGCGAAGGUGGCGUCGCUGAACAUCCUGCUGACGGCGACGGUGUGGCGCCAGGACCACAACGGGUUCACGCACCAGGACCCCGGGUUCUUGGAUGUCGUCGCCAACAAGAGCCCCGAGGUGGUGCGCAUCUACCUGCCGCCCGACGGCAACACGCUGCUGUCCGUGACGGACCACUGCCUGCGCAGCGCCAACUACGUGAACGUGAUCGUGGCGGACAAGCAGGACCACAUCCAGUUCCUGGACAUGGACGAGGCGAUCGCGCACUGCACCAAGGGGCUGGGGAUCUGGAACUGGGCGAGCAACGACCAGGGCCACGAGCCGGACGUGGUGAUGGCGUGCUGCGGCGACGUGCCCACGCACGAGGCGCUGGCGGCCACCGCGCUGCUGCGCGAGCACGUCCCGCAGCUCCGGGUGCGCUUCGUCAACGUGGUCGACCUCUUCCGGCUGAUCUCCAAGAUCCACCACCCGCACGGCAUGUCCGACCGCAUGUGGAAGUCCAUCUUCACCGACGACAAGCCCAUCAUCUUCAACUUCCACUCCUACCCCUGGCUCAUCCACCGCCUGACCUACAAGCGGCCCGGCCAGCACAACAUCCGCGUCCGCGGCUACCGCGAGAAGGGCAACAUCGACACCCCCUUCGAGCUGGCCGUGCGCAACAACACCGACCGCUACAGCCUGGCCAUCGACGCCAUCGACCACGCCCAGUCGCUGGGCAACACCGCCGCCGGCGUGCGCGAGAAGCUGCUGAACAUGCAGCUGAUCGCCAAGCAGAAGGCGUUCGACGAUGGGUUGGAUCCGGAUUAUAUCCGCAACUGGACGUGGCAGUGGCCGAAGAAGAAGUCGGAGGGGGUUUAGGUGCCCCCCCACCCAAGCUCCAAGUUUGACGAUCAUUUCCUUUAUCUUAAUGCUCAAUUCUUCAAACUAGUUGGCGAAUGCUAUCCCGAAAUCUAGUACCUAGUACAAUCUAAUGAAUGCCCUUUCCGAAAAGUUCAAUACCUCAUAACUCGUAAACCCUGAUCGUCACUCCGUAGCCCUAUUCCCUAUACCCCCUACCGGGAAAACAAACUAGAGCCCAACCU
Aspergillus fijiensis CBS 313.89 is the source of this 2950-nucleotide messenger RNA. RefSeq names its product phosphoketolase family protein. Lineage: Eukaryota; Fungi; Ascomycota; Eurotiomycetes; Eurotiales; Aspergillaceae. Gene Ontology annotation, biological process: carbohydrate metabolic process. Bases 285 to 2726 code for a protein of 813 amino acids. Gene Ontology annotation, molecular function: aldehyde-lyase activity. The transcript has a single exon. The record is from RefSeq and is a predicted model, not a curated record.